Messenger RNA from Arvicanthis niloticus (Nile rat), 684 nucleotides. Its product is annotated as prolactin-like. Gene Ontology annotation, biological process: response to nutrient levels; positive regulation of cell population proliferation; positive regulation of lactation. Gene Ontology annotation, molecular function: hormone activity; prolactin receptor binding. Gene Ontology annotation, cellular component: extracellular region. The record is from RefSeq and is a predicted model, not a curated record. Lineage: Eukaryota; Metazoa; Chordata; Mammalia; Rodentia; Muridae.
AUGCAGCCAGUUUUGAGUCAGCCAUGUUCAUGGAUGCUUCAGAUGCUGCUAGUGUCAAACCUUCUCCUUUGGGAGAAUGUGUACUCUAUGUCAGUGUGCUUUGACAUGGAAGAAUACAAUGAGAUACCCAUUGAAGAACUCUUUGAUAGUGCUAUUUUCACUGCUCAAUACAUCUCGAACCUCGCAACACAACUGUCUGAGGAGUUUGACACAAAAUUUGCUCAUAGCCUUAUUUACAAAGCGAAGAACUCCAGCACCUGUCACACUACUUCACUUGCUACUCCUGCAAGCAUUGAGAAAAUCCAACAGACACAAUCAGAUGUCCUUCUGAAGAUGAUGAUCAGCACUUCACGAGCCUGGUACCACCCUCUGAAACAACUUGUGCAUACAAUGGCUACUCUUGAAGGAGCCUGUGAAACCUUGCUGUUGAAAGUCAAAGAAGUGGAUGAAAAAAACCAAGAUAUUCUAGAAGAACUCAAGGCAAUCCUUGUCAGGGUUCAUCCUGGAGCUGAAGAAAAUUUCUACCCUGCUUGGAUGGGACUGGCAGAUGUGAGGUCUACUGAUGAAGAUACCCGCCGCUUUGCUAUUAGUAACCUACUCCAAUGCCUGGCUAGUGAUACUGACAAAAUUGCCAAUUACCUUGAAGUCCUGAAGUGUCGCAUCAUCCAGAACAAUGACUGCUAA